CAGAAUCACUUCCCCUGAAACAUUCCUCAUUACCAAAAUACCACCGAGCUCUGAACUAGGGCUCUUCCACCGCUCCACCACAAAUUGAAACCGACGAUGCUUUCAGGUGACAUACCUCCGAGCCAAACCAUUUACAUCAAGAAUCUCAACGAGAAGGUCAAGAAAGACGAGUUGAAGAGGUCUCUCUAUUGCUUAUUCUCUCAAUAUGGAAGGAUUUUGGACGUUGUUGCUCUAAAGACACCCAAGCUUCGAGGACAGGCAUGGGUUUGUUUCAGUGAAGUCCCUUCUGCUAGUAACGCAGUGCGACAAAUGCAAAACUUCCCGUUUUAUGAAAAACCUAUGCGAAUUCAGUAUGCUAAAACAAAGUCAGAUUGUAUUGCUAAAGAAGAAGGAAGCUAUGUUCCAAGGGAAAAGAAAAAGAAGCAAGAGGAAAAAGCUGAAAGAAAGAGACGUGAAGAAACACAGCAACCUGCUCCGGCUAAUGGAACACAUGGUGCAAGUAAUGGUGGCCCAACUGCCUCCUUCCGUCCAGGAGUCGGUGCCCAAGAAGCAGCUGCUCCUAACAAUAUUUUGUUCAUUGAGAAUUUGCCUUAUGAAACUACCGGUAGGAUGCUUGAAAUGCUAUUCGAGCAGUACCCAGGUUUUAAGGAAGUGCGCUUGAUUGAAGCAAAGCCGGGUAUUGCAUUCGUAGAUUUUGAAGAUGAGGUGCAAUCUUCCAUGGCCAUGCAGGCCCUUCAGGGCUUCAAAAUCACCCCUCAGAAUCCUAUGAUUAUAACCUUUGCUAAGAAGUAGCCAAUUGAUUUUUAGUAGUGAGUAAUUUUCCAAAUCUGGUCUGUAUUUGCGGGAAGGGUUACUUGAAGAGAUUUUCUCAUAUUGUACUACUGCUGUAGAUCUUUAGAAGAACUAAUUCUUAAGUUGUAAGAUUACACUUUACAGGAAGUUGAAACAAGCAGACGCUGAGCAUUUGAUCACAUUUGUGGGAAGAUUAAAAUAGUGUUGGUAUA
Lotus japonicus is the source of this 1004-nucleotide messenger RNA. Its product is annotated as U2 small nuclear ribonucleoprotein B'' 2-like. Gene Ontology annotation, cellular component: U1 snRNP. Gene Ontology annotation, biological process: mRNA splicing, via spliceosome. Lineage: Eukaryota; Viridiplantae; Streptophyta; Magnoliopsida; Fabales; Fabaceae. The record is from RefSeq and is a predicted model, not a curated record. The coding region runs from base 97 to 792 and encodes 231 amino acids. The transcript has 5 exons. Gene Ontology annotation, molecular function: U1 snRNA binding.